Erpetoichthys calabaricus (reedfish) is the source of this 9703-nucleotide messenger RNA. Its product is annotated as protein kinase C alpha type-like. Lineage: Eukaryota; Metazoa; Chordata; Cladistia; Polypteriformes; Polypteridae. Gene Ontology annotation, molecular function: ATP binding; zinc ion binding; diacylglycerol-dependent serine/threonine kinase activity. The transcript has 17 exons. Bases 555 to 2615 code for a protein of 686 amino acids. Gene Ontology annotation, biological process: protein phosphorylation. The record is from RefSeq and is a predicted model, not a curated record.
UAUUAGUCUGUCUGUCUGUCUGUCUGUUGGUGAUAUAGUGCCUUCAUAUCCAUCUCUACAUGUCUCCCCCCUCCCUUCACCUCUUGCUGUGCCGAGUUAUUUUUCAUUUUGAGUCCCCUCCCCUCCUCUCUCUCUCUCUCUCUCUCUGCUCUCACUCUCUAUCUCUCUCUCUUUAUAAUAACUCUCAGUCUUGUGUUUCUGCAUCUCCUUUUCCCUUUCCUGUAUUUCACUUCAUGCUGAUCUUUAUUCAAGGCUUGCUGGACAUCCUUCCUUCCUCAUCUCUCUAUAUCAGUCUCUUUCUUUCUGGGGCUCAUUCCUAAACUGGAUAGCAGAGAAAUCCAUAUUUUGUUUUAAUGUUGUUUUUUGCUGGUGGACUGUGAAAGUGGAUUGUCGUCCUGCAUCCUGAUGAUGCUGAAGGUGCAACUCUGUUAGAUUUUACUGGAGUGCUGAAGGAUUUUUCUACAGUGCAGGCUCUGGAGAAGAAGACCAAGUUGUUAGUUCUACUUUCUUUGACUAUAAUCAGAUUCUGGGCAGCACUGAAUCUUGGUCUAACCAUGGCCCAGUUACCUAGUCCCACCGCUGUGAUGGCCCCCAGUUCACUUGGCUCCAGCUCCACUCCAGUACCCAAUGUCUUUCAGCGUAAGGGCGCCCUCAAACAGAAGAAUGUGAUGGAGGUGAAGAAUCAUCAGUUUGUGGCCCGUUUCUUCAAACAGCCGACAUUUUGUAGCCACUGCACCGAUUUCAUUUGGGGCAUUGGCAAGCAGGGAUUUCAGUGUCAAGUCUGCAGCUUUGUUGUUCACAAACGCUGCCAUGAGUUUGUCACAUUCAUGUGCCCAGGAGCGAACAAAGGACCCAAACCAGAGGACCUGCGCAGUAAGCAUAAGUUCAAAAUUCAUACAUACAGCAGUCCAACAUUCUGUGACCAUUGUGGAUCCCUACUAUAUGGCCUGGUGCACCAGGGCAUGCGCUGCUCCAGCUGUGAAAUGAAUGUUCACAAGCGUUGUGUGGCCAGUGUGCCCAGCCUCUGUGGUCUAGACCACACAGAGAAGCGUGGCAGGCUCCAUCUUACAGCAAGUGUUGAAAAUGGAGAAGAGCUGCACGUGACAGUUGGAGAAGCUCUCAAUCUGAUUCCAAUGGACCCCAAUGGACUUUCAGAUCCAUACGUGAAACUCAAGCUUAUCCCUGACCCCAAGAACUUAAGCAAGCAAAAGACAAGAACUAUGCGCUCCACCUUGAAUCCUGUCUGGAAUGAAAGCUUUAUCUUCACACUGAAGACGUCUGACUGGGACAAGCGUCUUUCCAUUGAGGUGUGGGACUGGGAUCGGACAACACGUAAUGACUUCAUGGGGGCCAUGUCUUUUGGGGUGUCGGAGAUCGCCAAGCGGGCAAUGUGUGGCUGGUUCAAGCUGCUUAACCAGGAAGAGGGGGAGUACUACAGUGUCCCUGUCAGUGAUAUGGAGGAGGAUGAACUGCGUAUGAACUUUGAGCGGACCGGUCUGUCUACACCCCCACAGGUGGUCAGCCCCCCUGCUGACUUAAAAAGGUCAGACCCCUUUGGACGAUCAUCUUCAUUUAGCAUAGAAGACUUCAAUUUCUUAAUGGUGCUUGGAAAGGGAAGCUUUGGAAAAGUGAUGCUAGCAGAACGCCGAGGGACUGACCAUCUGUUUGCAGUAAAGAUCCUAAAGAAAGACGUGAUUGUCCAAGAUGAUGACAUUGAGUGCACUAUGGUGGAAAAGAGAAUUCUAGGCCUGGCUAAUCGACCCCACUUCCUAACAUCACUGCAUUCGACCUUCCAGACUGAGGAUCGCCUCUACUUUGUCAUGGAAUACGUCAAUGGUGGUGAUCUCAUGUACCACAUCCAGCAGGUUGCCAAGUUUAAGGAGCCACAUGCAGCGUUCUAUGCUGCAGAAAUUGCCAUUGGGUUGUUCUUCCUGCACAACAAAGGAGUUAUUUACAGAGAUCUGAAGUUGGAUAAUGUGAUGCUAGAUGCAGAUGGACAUAUUAAGAUUACAGAUUUUGGCAUGUGCAAGGAAGGUGUCUUUGAAGGCGUGUCAACAAGAACAUUUUGUGGCACCCCUGAUUAUAUUGCUCCAGAGAUUAUCGCCUAUCAACCUUAUGGGAAGCCUGUUGACUGGUGGUCUUUUGGAGUUCUUCUUUACGAAAUGCUGGCUGGACAGCCCCCAUUUGAUGGUGAGGAUGAGGAUGAACUAUUCCAGUCAAUCAUGGAGCACAACGUCUCAUACCCCAAGUCUUUGUCAAAGGAAGCAGUUGCAAUCUGCAAGGGGUUCCUGACAAAACAUCCUGCAAAGCGGCUUGGCUCCGGCUUUGACGGUGAGAGGGAUAUCCGAGAUCAUGCCUUCUUCCGAAGGAUUGAUUGGGAAAGACUGGAAAAACUAGAAAUUCAACCUCCAUUCAGGCCCAGACCUGGAGGACGUAAUGGAGAGAACUUUGACAAAUUCUUCACACGUGCUGCUCCUGUGCUGACUCCACCUGACCGCCUGGUCCUGGCCUCCCUUGACCAAGAUGACUUCCGAGGCUUCAGCUUUGUUAAUCCUGAAUUCCUUCAUCCUAGUGAGCGUGUUAGCCUGGCAUCAGCCCCCAUGUCAGCAGUCUGAUGUCAGAUUAGUUUGGCUUCUGACACUAUUAGUGGUCCACAAGAAACACCAUCUGAUGUUCUGCUGCUGGUACUGUGUUUGACUCCAACUGCAUAUGGAGAAGGCUUUACACUGUUCACAAUUUUCCACAUACAAGUCUUCUUUGUCAGGUCUUCCAGGAUUCGAUCUUUGCUGUGCUCGCCUCAAACCACUACACAAUCUAAAAAUGACAUUUGCUUUACACCUUUGCAGAGACUUUUUGUAGUAGGCCCACCUGCUGUUUCUCUCGCCCAUUAUGUGUGCUGACAAUGAAAGUGAGACCCAGGGAACGCUUAGAGACUGCAGUGCCGGUUGAAAACAAUUUUUCGAUCCAGGUUUAUUUUAUUACUGGUCACUGUAGGGUCAGUUCUCCUCACCAUCCACAAACCUUAACCAUCAGACAAAAUACUCACCCCGCCUUGGCCCAAACAUCUUUUUGCUGAUUCCCAUUUAUUGCAUUUUAGGAUUGUGAGGCUCUGGAGGUUGCAGUCAAUGCUAUAACCACAAGACAGGAACCAUCUCUGGGUGGAAUGUCAGUAUACACAACCCUCACGUGAGGUUUUGUACUCAUCAAACAGGCCUAACUUUGACAUGGAGGCAGAAACCAUAAUCAGACAAGGAGAAUAUGAAAUCUGAAUACAGACUAGACUAGCCUGAUAACAAGCCCUGUCUGGAGCUGUGGUUCAGAAACCUUAACCACUGCAACACCAUUUUGCUUCUUAAAUAAUAAUGCAACCAUCUGUCAUUUGAUAAUCCUGCAUAUUCUAUUUGAGAGAUGAUAUCAGCAUCAUUAGACACAGUCCUGGGUGGGAAGCCAGUCUAUCACAGAGCAUAUACAGUAUCUACAUUCACUAAUGCUGUCCAUUUUUAAAUUUAUGGUUUACUUAACAUGAACAUAUUUGGGAUGUGGGAGAUAGUAAGCCUGCGGUGGGCUGGCGCCCUGCCCGGGAUUUGUUUCCUGCCUUGCACCCUGUGUUGGCUGGGAUUGGCUCCAGCAGACCCCUGUGACCCUGUGUUAGGAUAUAGAUGGAUGGAGAUAGUAAGCUCUAGUCCCAGAAACUAUGAGGCCUACCAUCGUGCCACCAUUUACCUGUAUUUAAAUGUGAACAGGUGCGUGACUGUCUUGAGCUCACCCAUCUGUAAUGAAUUAAGAAAGCUAGAUGAAUAGUGUCAACAAAAAUUGUAGGUGAAAACCCCAGCGUAUCUCUACAUUUUAUGUUUUCAGAUUUCACCCUUAUCACACAAUCGAUAGGCUGAGAGGAGAACUGUGAGUAAAAGUAAAGGAAGGAGCCCUUUUAUUAGCUCUGAGGAAAUGCUUCUCAUUCCUGACUACAGAGAGAACUGACGGGAGAGGCUGGUGAGACACCUACACCCGUGAGAAGGUGGCUUCAUUUAAACCUAAUAGUAUUUAACUCUUUCAGGGCUGAUGCCAACUUUUGUCAAAAGGAGGAGUUGACGAUGGUAAUCAACUGUAACCUGUGACAAAACCAACUGUUAUGUUUUAGUUGGACUCUCGUUGCUAGAAGGAAAGUUGGCUUUCGUUGGUUUUGACCGAGAUUUCCUGCUGUCCCGUGAGUAGCAAGGCGCAAGCAAUGGCAAAGAUGGCCCUGACAUCUGGUGAGAGAAGUGGAUGCGUGAAGCAACAUACUUCGUGGACGACGUUUUGCCUGUUCUCUCUGAAUUGGACUAUGACUUGUUGAUACAAGCAAUCGAAAAUGAAUGUGAGGUUCCAGCUUCAGCUGACUGGUCCCCAGCUAAUCGUGGUGCUGAACAGGUUCACGUAGUUGACAUGCCUGUGGCAAUGUUUGCUUGGGAGGAGUGCCACUUAAGAGGUAGAAAUCAGAUUGCAAUGCACUGUGACGGUGACUGCUGCUGCCCCAGCCAAGCGAAGACAGCCUGGCAACAUGCCUGCCGCACGUUCUUCGCAAACUGGCAGCCACAGCACGCAGCAACAGACGGUUUAUGUUGAUUUCUGUGUGAAGCCAUUGCUUUUCAAAAAACGAUGUUUUUUGGAAAAAAUAUUCAGCCCUGAAAGAGUUAAUGUGUACUCAUCUUCAAAAGUGCAACUUCUGCAUAGAUGUGUGAUUAAAACUGCAGCUUUUUUAUUAUACAGUACCAGUUUAUUUCAAGUUCAAACCAAAUAUCGUUGUACUUAUCAUAUACGUUUUGAGCAUGGAGGAUUUUUUUCUUAACUGUACCAUAGACAUGAAUAGCUGCCAGAGCUAACAGCUCAUUUACUCCUCUUGGACAAAAUCUCAACAAGACAUUUAGCUAAAACGAGUGUGGUGACAUAUGCCUGUGAUGAUACGGGUUCCGCUUCAUGCUCCCGUCUUGCUUCUGGGAGCUCUGAACCCGACACCGUCGGUAAUGUCACCGAUGAGCUAGGCAGUGAAGACAUCAACAAUGAAGCAAGGGGAUGGAGCAAAAAGUGCUUUUAUUAAAACCAAAACCUAAAACAGUGUCCAAAGAAAUAAGUGCAGUGCAUCACAAAUCUUUAAAUAAAUAAUAAUCCAUUAAAACAGAGAUGAAUCCAAUAAUUACAUCCUUUUAAAAACAACGAGGUUAAAAUAACGGCCUGAAGAAGUCUUUCUUUAAAAAAUCCGGUGCAUACUUCUUAACCCCAACUACUCCCCUGCUUCUCCCUUCCGGGCCCCGCAACAGAGGAGUCGCACUACCAGCAAAAUGCAGCUCCUUCAGUACUGGUCCGGUAGCCCUCUGAUCCCCCGGCUAUGUUGGGCUCCAACCGGACCGAGACUUGGGUUCCUUCCCCCAGCGGCCAGGGCGCUCACGCUCAUGCCCAAAAGCCUCUAUGACUACUGCUGCCUUCUUGGCCUUACGUGGCGAGCCGUCCAUGAUCCUAGUCACUCCUCCUCUGAAAAGCUCAAUCCAUCCACCCUGAGUAUUGGCCAAACAUUCUCUCAGGGCUGUCCUUCCAGCUGCCUGCCUUUGCUCAAGCGCGCCUGCUGUCGCUCGCUCGCUCGCACCGGCUCCCCACUUCUCCAGCCUUCUUCUCCCUUAACCUCCGUCAUUCUCUCUUAUCUUUUCUCCCUUUCCUAGCCGCCUCACGCUUCAAUUAUUUAUCACAGGGACGUGGAUCAGGUAUGGCAAUUAGCAGCUCCCGGCAUCAAUUACGGAUGCGGACGACUCCUCACCUGUGCACUUGAGUGAGGACCAUCCGCAUCACGCAUCACCCGGGAACCGCUCGGCCACACAUACCGCACCCCCCCCCUCUAAGCCGCGAGUGCAGCAAUUAUUUAUUUAAAAAGUGGCCUUUUUGACGUGAGCUGUGGACCCGCUACACCACAAUGCCACAUGCCAGAUCUGUCCAGAUCAUGUGUUCAUUUCGGCAUGCUAUGGUCUUUCUUCAUAGCUCAUGCCCUUCGGUUCUGCUGUAGAGAAAGGCUGCCUGCCAUAUUCCUUCUGUGCAUCGCACCACCUCUUGACCUCGUGAUGCUGUCUUGACAAUUUUUAGUUCUUAAGUCCAAACCCCUUUUCUUACUCUUUGGCACUUGGGUUUUAACCCUACUUAUGUAGGGGUGUUAAAUGAACGCUGAUUGACCUUUGUCAGAAUUCAUCUUUUUUCUUUCAGUGUGUUCUUAUGCUUUCCCACCUUUUGAAUUUUGACUUUGUACUCUAAACUCUGAUCUCUCUGCUCGGACAUUUGUUUUGUUUGCUCUUGAGAUGAUGGCUUUCUGAACCUUAAUCCACCUUCACCUCAUCUUUACACUCACCUCUAAAAACAUUCAUGUAAACAGCAGGAUUAGAUGUGACUGGAGUAUGGAUGUUGAGGGAAAAAGGGAGAACUGGCGCCAGCUUGUUGCAUUAGGUUGUGGGGUCUGCUCAGAUGCAUUGGACCACUUUAACAGUCUUUUUUCUUGCCUCUAGAUGUGCAGGACAGAAAGAGUAUCAAGACUCACAAAAAUUUUGUCACACUUUUUACUUUCUCGUAUUCGAGAAUCUGCCAACAAUUCCAUUUUGAGAUUUUGAUGAAUCUCGAAGUUUUAGACCUCCCUGAAUCCGUAAAUUCCAUUUUGGAAUUGUGUCUGUCUGUCUGUGUGUGUAUAAAGACGAUAACUUGUGUACACUUUCACUUAGCUCAACCAAAUUUUGCAUACAAGUAUGAGGUACAAAACGUAGAUGUCUAUCAACUUUUGGGCUAUUUCCGUUAACCGGAAGUGGUACUGGGCGGCACGGUGGUGCAGUGGGUAGCGCUGCUGCCUCGCAGUUAGGAGACCCGGGUUCGCUUCCCAGGUCCUCCCUGCGUGGAGUUUGCAUGUUCUCCCCGUGUCUGCGUGGGUUUCCUCCGGGCACUCCAGUUUCCUCCCACAGUCCAAAGACAUGCAGGUUAGGUGGAUUGGUGAUUCUAAAUUGGCCCUAGUGUGUGCUGGGUGUGUUUGUGUGUGUCCUGCGGUGGGUUGGCACCCUGCCUGGGAUUGGUUCCUGCCUUGUGCCCUGUGUUGGCUGGGAUUGGCUCCAGCAGACCCCUGUGUUCGGAUUCAGCGGGUUGGAAAAUGGAUGGAUGGAUUAUCUCUAACCUGCUCUGUGUGUGUAUCGCACCAACAUUUUUGAAUUCUUUACGAUGUUCUAUUUUGUCUUCUACUCUUUGUCUUUUAUUUCCGGCCCCGGGCGUGGUGAAAUCUCUUGGAACAAAGUCUCGUCUCACGGGACUUGAAAGUAUCUCUCUGAAAAAGUCACGUCUCGUCCCAGGCUAAAAAGUCUCGUCUCAUCUCAUCCCAGGAUUUUUUUUUUAUAUACUAGAGAAACAUCUUUCUGAAGUGGGAAGAAAUGAACAGGAAAACCAAUGAAGACACAGAGAACAUGCAAAUUCCUCAAAGUGACUGGGCUACAAUUUGAACCUGAUGCUCUGAAGUUGGGAAGUGACAGUGCCAGUCACCGUACCAACAUGCCACCCACUUUGUUUUCAAAUGACGAAUAGAAAAACAAGUGGAAUAAUACAGGACAAAAUGAAGGAACGUCUGCAGCUGAUUUUAUAUUUAUGCAUUUUAUUGUGCACCAACAAGAUGAGUACAAACUCGCUAUUAACAUUUAACUAACGCUUUUUACCUUGGUGGUAAUAUGCCAAGAUGGCAGUCUUCUUAAGCCCUUUAAUCCAUGUAGUAGGGCUAAUGGCGUUCAACAACGCUAUUUACACUGUUCACUGUUACUAGAUGACUCCUUGGACUGGCAUGUUUAAAAUGUACCUCAAAUCAUACAGUAUGUUUAAGGUUUUAUUGAGGAACCGGCUGAAAAUACUUUACAUUCAGUUCCCCUGCUGGUAAAAGUCUCUUGGCGUAUUUGUAACUUAUUGAAGCAAAGAACUCUAUUUUAAUUUUAAUGCUAUCUCACAUUUUAAAUAUUUACAAAUACAGCUAAACAAAUGUGCACCUCAUUGAGUUUGAUAGUUUUUGAAAGCUUAUCAGACCUACAGAGCAGUAAAUGAGAACUUCUUCUGUCCAGUAAUUUAACACUAGUGAGUCUCUGACUUCACUCGGUGCCCUCUACAGGUCAAACGAUCAAACAACAUUUACAAUCACCAUUUUAGAUCACACACUCGAGCACAGUAAAAGGAAACACCGCUGAUUUUUUUCCCCAUUUUAGGCUAACAUUCCCGCAGCAUUAUCAGGAGCAGACCUGACAGGUGUAAAUAUGUGGUUUUCCUUUCCACUGCAACAGAUUCAGAUGCUUUUCUUUGCUUUUAUUAUACAUGAUAGAUAUUUUAAGUGCAAAUUAAAACUAAUUGCAUUUUGUAAAUUGUUUGAUUUAAUUUUUGUUAGAUUUUUUUAUAACAGUGUCCUACUACAGCUCAUUCAUUAUGAAGUUUAAUUUAGUCUGUUGACUGCAUGCCAUUUACUAAAUUUUAUUGUAUGCUUUUAUUUUUUGCCAGUUCACACUGCCAAAAGACCAGAAAAUCAUUUGAAGGGCUCAGUUGCAAAACCAAUGAAGUGCGAGUAUUUGGAGAAAAUAUUUUUGAGGUGUGUGCAAUAUUCUUAAUCUGAAUUAUAGAAAGCUACUUUGGCCAUGGGGCGGCACCAGGGCCGCUGCUGGCCAAAUGGGUGCCCUAAGCAGAAAUUUACUUUUGUGCCCCCUACCCCAAAUAUUACGGAAGUAAAAAUAAAAUAAUAAAAAAACACCUACUAUAGGGGCCAAAAUAGAACUUUAUUCAAAUAAGGUGUGCUUAGCCUACUCUGCGUUCACUGUAAAAUGUAAUAUAUACGUUUAUAUUUUUGUUUAUUUGUAUAUGUAUAUUAUUAAUAUUAAUUUAUUAUUAUAAUAUAUAAAAACGAUUUCUUUUGAGCAGCUGGGAUGGUGCCCCCCUGGGAGUUGGUGCCCUACGCAGACUGCGUACUCUGCAUAUAGGGAGCGGUGGUACUGGGCGGCACAAUGGUGCAGUGGUAGCGCUGCUGCCUUGCAGUUAGGAGACCUGAGGUUCGCUUCCCGGGUCCUCCCUGUGUGGAGUUUGCAUGUUCUCCCCGUGUCUGCGUGUGUUUCCUCCCACAGUCCAAAAACAUGCAGGUUAGGUGCAUUGGUGAUUCUAAAUUGUCCCGUGUGUGUGCCCUGUGGUGGGCUGGCGCCCUACCCGGGGUUUGUUGGCUGGGAUGGCUCCAACAGACCCCCAUGACCCUGUAGUUAGGAUAUAGCGGGUUGGAUAAUGGAUGGAUGGAUACUUUUGCCAUAGAGUAAAACAAUAUAUUGUGCAUGGUAAUGAUAUCUAACCAGAUGACACCAAAUUCUCAUUUUUAUGGAAAGAAAUGACGUUAGCUGGUUUCGGAAUCGAGCCCUGUAAUAUUCUGGUCACUAGUAGCCAGUGGUUCAGCCUACUGCAGCAUAUUCACAGCAAUGCCUUUUCUUUCUUUCUUUCUUUCUUUCUUUCUUUCUUUCUUUCUUUCUUUCUUUCUUUCUUUCUUUCUUUCUUUCUUUCUUUCUUUCAAAUUCUGAAACAAUAUCCUGUAUUUUAGGAACAGGAUAUACAUAAAUAUUUGCUUAAAAUGUAGUUAUCCUUAAUAUGAAGUAGUUUCUGUGCUUUUGCAUAUUUCUGCUUUAACAAAUAAAUUCUCUCUCUCGAUGCCUGA